This is a messenger RNA of Gambusia affinis (western mosquitofish), 1601 nucleotides long. It is a transcript of the gene gja10b, whose product is annotated as gap junction protein alpha 10 b. The transcript is spliced from 2 exons. Lineage: Eukaryota; Metazoa; Chordata; Actinopteri; Cyprinodontiformes; Poeciliidae. The record is from RefSeq and is a predicted model, not a curated record. Gene Ontology annotation, cellular component: connexin complex. Bases 1 to 1455 code for a protein of 484 amino acids. Gene Ontology annotation, biological process: cell communication.
AUGGGGGACUGGAACUUGUUGGGGAGCAUCUUAGAAGAGGUCCACGUUCAUUCGACCAUUGUGGGGAAAAUCUGGCUCACCAUCCUCUUUAUCUUCCGGAUGCUUGUACUUGGCGUUGCAGCAGAGGAUGUUUGGGACGAUGAGCAAAGUGAGUUUGUCUGCAACACAGAGCAGCCAGGCUGCAAGACUGUCUGCUAUGACCAGGCUUUCCCUAUCUCCCUCAUACGCUACUGGGUCCUGCAGAUCAUCUUUGUGUCCUCUCCCUCACUGGUCUACAUGGGCCAUGCUCUGUAUCGCCUGAGAACCCUUGAAAAAAAGAGGCACAGAAAGAAGGCCUGCCUGAAGGCAGAGCUGGAGGGAGCAGAUGCUGACCAGGAGGACCACAAGAGAAUCGAGCGGGAGCUCAGGAAGUUAGACGAACAGAAGAAAGUCAGGAAAGCUCCGCUCAGAGGAUCAUUGCUGCGCACGUAUGUUUUUCAUAUCCUGACCAGGUCUGUGGUGGAGGUGGGUUUUAUCGUUGGUCAGUGUGCUCUUUUUGGCAUUGGACUAUCUCCUCUAUACAAGUGUGAGAGACUGCCGUGCCCCAACAGUGUUGACUGUUUUGUGUCGAGGCCUACAGAGAAAAAUAUUUUCAUGGUGUUCAUGCUUGUCAUUGCUGGAGUGUCUUUGUUCCUCAACCUUCUGGAGAUUUUCCAUCUGGGUGUGAAGAAGAUCAAGCAAAUCCUGUAUGGAUACAAAUAUGGAGACGAUGACAGUGUCUGCAGGUCAAAGAAAAAUUCCACUGUGCAGCAGAUUUGUGUUCUCACUAACUCCUCACCACAAAGGCUGAUCCAACUAACUCAAGUUGCCAGUCCUGUUUCAUCAGAUCCCAACAAGUAUGCUCAAAGAGAUGCGCUGCCUUGUAACUUGGUUCCAACAGGUUGCCAGAAUACAGAAGGUAUGGAGCAGCAUCCUGCACAGACGUUCCGGCCGAGCCAAGGUGACAUCCAGCUUUUGAGACAACUGGGGGCUGUGGAGCGGCGGCACACUCUGGAGAACAGAAAACUGUCCUUCAGCAGCGAUGAGUCAAAUGGACCUCAUUGCUCGGGCAAGCCUCACUAUGCAGGACCGAGAGCAACACUGGUGGCCAGCCACAUUGAGAUCCCAGCUGCCCUGAGGAUCCCUCAGAGGAAGCAGAGUAAAGUCAGUGUCUGCAAGGAACUCAGCGACAUGAGUGAUUCCCCAGAGAGUGACCACUAUCCCACAGCCAGGAAGUGCAGCUUUAUGUCCCGAGGACUGUCAGAGGCCAAGCUUGCCAGUCCGUCUGACAGCGACACCUCUCAGGGUGGAACAGAUACCGAGGCCCAGCACUUCGACCAAGGGGAAAGCCCAGUGAUGACCCCACCGCCCCCUGCCUCUGGGAGGAGGAUGUCCAUGAGCAUGAUUCUGGAGUUGUCUUCAAUCAUGAAGAAGUGAACCACAAACAUCCAUGUUGGCGUGAGGCCAGAGGCACUGAGGACUUCUGUAGACAUAAACACUCACAUCAUGUUUCACCUCAUUUCCAGUUUCACUGUAACUUUCACCAUCUGAUGGUAUUCACUCAUACACUUAGAGUUCCUGUG